Homarus americanus (American lobster) is the source of this 2831-nucleotide messenger RNA. RefSeq names its product metabotropic glutamate receptor 6-like. The transcript has 13 exons. Gene Ontology annotation, cellular component: membrane. The record is from RefSeq and is a predicted model, not a curated record. Gene Ontology annotation, molecular function: group II metabotropic glutamate receptor activity. Bases 647 to 1936 code for a protein of 429 amino acids. Lineage: Eukaryota; Metazoa; Arthropoda; Malacostraca; Decapoda; Nephropidae. Gene Ontology annotation, biological process: G protein-coupled glutamate receptor signaling pathway; regulation of synaptic transmission, glutamatergic.
UGUUAGUGAGACGUGUUGUGUGCGCUCUUCCUGGACUGUCGUAUCACUGGCAACUACUUAUAUUGAAUUAACUGUUUUCGUCUCCGGAGAUUUUGUACUUAUUAAUCUCACCAGCUACUGUUUAGUCAAGAGGCUGCUGCAGGGUUACUGAUGGUGUGAUAUUUUAUUGGCCGCUGCGGGCGAGUGGCGCUGCCGGACGACGUGGAGGGUUGCCAGUUUGCGUCUUAUCGAGAUUACGGGCACUGACUACAGCUGUGUUGACCCGAAUUUUGGUGUGAUCUGUUCUCCCAUGAAGUGACGUAAAUUACCCAAGAGACACACCUGGCUUGAGAUAACGAGCCAGACAUCAUCACUACAGCAGCUGACGGCACGAUGAGUUUCCUGCAGCCAAGCCUUCCACCUGCCUCCUGAACAACAACAACCACCACCACCACUACCACCUUCCCUCACUCACUCUCCCUCUCUAUUUCCUCCGCUUUACUCUCUCUCUCUCUCUCUCUCUUUCUCUCUCUCUACUUACUUUAAUCUUCAAUCUAUCCUUUCUCUGCUUCCCUUCCUCCUUUUUUUAUUUGUUUUUUCUUCUCUUUCCAUUCAUUCUUGUUUCCCUACUUCCUUCCUCUGCCUUCGCUUCUCCCUCUCUUCCUUGAUGGAGGAGCUAAAUGAAAUGACAACACAGUACUUCGCGGGCGUCUCCCUCACCACCCACGACCCCGCCCACCCCACGCCCAACACCACCCCCCCGCCAGGUGGCGGGGAUGGCAUCACGCCUCCAGUCAACACCAGCAGUGUGGGCGUGAGUUACCUGAGAACGGCGCCGUGGGUGGUGCCUCUCCUCGCCGCAGCCGCAACCAACGCCGCAGCUAUCGUGGCCUUCGAGGUGUAUGUGUUGGUGCGGGCAGCUCACGGGACACCCUCACGUCGUCACUUGUUCCUGGGGCAGUGCUUGCUGGUAGGACUCCUGCUGUGUUCCCUCUCUGGCCUUCCCAUCGCCCUCGCCCCCACGCCGCUCUCCUGUGCCGCCACAAGGUUGGUGGUGGGUUUCUCCAGCGCUCUGGUGUUCGCGACACUGUUGGUCAAGUUUGUGUUCCUCAUCUCCCUCAACUCGGGGGUGUACCUGCCAGCUCACUACCAGGGCCUCUUGCUCUUCUUCAUCGUCCUCGUGCAGGUCAGCAUCAACAUCCAAUGGCAGUGGUCUCAGCCGGCGGGGGUGACGGUGGUGAGGGAUCAUCACACCGGAGCACUGCACCUCUCCUGCCUCGCCCCCUACAGGCACUUCCUCCUCUCCCUUAUCUACGUCAUUGUUCUCAUCAUCGCUGUAGCUGCUCUGGCCAUUAAGUGCCGAGGUAUACGGGAGAACUAUCGUGAGGCAGCGUACAUGGGGGCGGCACUAGGGUUGGUGUUGCCACUGUGGCUGGCCUGGACACUGGCAGGCUUCAUCCUGCCCUUGCCACACCAGCCAGCUUGUCUCGGCUUCGGUAUUGUCGCCACAGCUACUAUUGUCUUUGUUGUCAUGUUCAUACCCAAGGGGCGGCAGCUGGCAGCAGUAGGUAAAGAGGGGGUAUUUCGUGAGGACCGGGACGACCAGGUGUCCACGAUCUCUGGUGGGGCUCGCUACUCCCCUUCCUUCUUCCUCUUCAAGCCCAUCAAAACUCCGAAGGACCUGCUCACUCCCGCCACCUCUCUGUACAAGACCCGACUACCAGAUCACUACAGGUAUGGUGGGGCCCUUCCUCCCCUCCCACACUCCCAGCCCCCACCACCUGCACCAUAUUAUUGGCCUGCACUCCACUAUUAUCAUCACUACUAUCAAGGUAUGAGUCGCGCAGAUGACGGCGUCUACACCAGCAUAGACCCGCCUGCACCACACUACGCCCUUUCCUCCAACCCAAACUUCUACCUGUUCCGAUCCCAUACCCACGCUGGCAUGAUGUACUAAGGUGUAUGGUCAUACCUGAGGUGAGUAUUACAAGCCAGAGGUGUGACUGUAGUCUUCAUGGCCCCAACACUAACAACUCUUCUCUGGGUAUAAGAUUGGUACAGUAGUAAUAGUAUGUGCAUCAUUGUUAGCGAUGGUCCUCAUUAUCCAGGUGCUGUAGUUAACCAUUUUAUCAUUUGUGUUGUGGGUAGUUUACAUUACCAUCAGCAGCCCUCACUAACACUCACUCCCAGAUUGUGGAAGUACAUGUAGUUCCUUAUCACCACCAGUGUUGUCCCUGCCACCACCAGUGUUGUCCCUGCCACCACCAGUGUUGUCCCUGCCACUGCCUGUGUUGUUGAAGGUCUCAUUUGUCUAAAGGAUACAUGUGACAUUGAUAUAAUAAUUUCUAUAGGGGUCACUUUCUCUACAGUGUUUACCCAAGCAACCAAUCAGUGGCAAAGAGGAUAAAGUAAACAGUGUUGGUGGUAGUGAUCAGGAUAUAUUACACAAAUGUUCUGGUGUAGCUGUCAGUGUUAUUCAUUCUGAUGUGAGACAACUUGUUCCAUAGGUAAGCACAAACAUACAUGGGAAAAGAAAUAAGUUACUUGAAAACUUUUACAAAUAUACUGGUGACAGGAAGAGGAUACAGUAAUGAGAUAGAGAAAUGAACUCAGCAACCUAAACCAUUAAACAAUUCUUAUAAGGAGUAGAAGUUGUUAUAAAAGAGUAGAUGGUUAUAUUGUGACUAAUGGUUGGGACAGAUAAAGAAUAAAAAAUUAGUUUAUGGUGUGUGAUGCUGUAAGAGUUUGUCAGCUGCACUUAUGUCCCAACAACAAAAACAUGUUCAUUGCUUUUAAGUAUACAGUAUUUAAAUGAUCAGGCUGUUUUAUACUGUACAGGUAGUUCUGCUAUA